Molecule: messenger RNA, 1515 nt
Organism: Quercus robur (English oak)
Lineage: Eukaryota; Viridiplantae; Streptophyta; Magnoliopsida; Fagales; Fagaceae
Product: DNA repair protein RAD51 homolog
Exons: 9
Coding region: 118-1158 (346 amino acids)
Biological process (GO): DNA recombinase assembly; DNA strand invasion; reciprocal meiotic recombination
Cellular component (GO): condensed nuclear chromosome
Molecular function (GO): double-stranded DNA binding; DNA strand exchange activity; ATP-dependent DNA damage sensor activity
Source: RefSeq, a predicted model, not a curated record
CGCUCAUUUCCAUAUCAUCGCUUCUUUCCUUUACCAUAUUAUCGUGUUUUUGCUUCUCUCUCUCUCUCUCUCUCUGUGAUUGUGUGAGUGUGAAGUUAAACAGAAGAGAGAAAAGUAAUGGAGCAACAAAGAAAGCAGAAGAUGGCAGUUGAGGAACAACAACAACAACAACAUGAACAAGUCGAAGAGAUGCAACAAGGCCCUACCCCAGUCGAACAACUUCAGGCGGCGGGCAUUGCUUCCAUUGACGUUAAGAAGCUUAAAGAUGCGGGUCUCUGCACUGUUGAAUCAGUUGCUUUCUCUCCCAGGAAGGAACUCCUUCAAAUCAAAGGAAUUAGUGACGCUAAAGUCGACAAGAUCAUCGAAGCAGCUUCCAAGCUAGUGCCUUUGGGUUUUACUAGUGCUAGCCAACUCCAUGCCCAGAGGCUUGAGAUCAUUCAGAUAACAUCCGGGUCAAGAGAGCUUGACAAGGUAUUGGAAGGAGGAAUCGAGACAGGAUCUAUUACUGAGAUAUAUGGUGAGUUUCGCUCUGGAAAGACUCAGCUGUGUCACACACUCUGUGUCACUUGCCAGCUUCCAUUAGAUCAAGGAGGUGGAGAGGGAAAAGCAAUGUACAUCGAUGCAGAGGGCACAUUUAGGCCACAGAGACUCUUACAGAUAGCAGAAAGGUUUGGACUGGAUGGUCCUGAUGUCUUGGAUAAUGUGGCUUAUGCUAGAGCUUAUAACACUGAUCAUCAGUCAAGACUUCUGCUUGAAGCAGCUUCAAUGAUGGUGGAAACAAGGUUUGCUCUUAUGAUAGUAGACAGUGCUACUGCUCUCUACAGAACAGAUUUCUCUGGAAGGGGAGAACUCUCAGCCCGGCAAAUGCAUCUUGCGAAGUUUCUCCGGAGCCUUCAGAAAUUAGCAGAUGAGUUUGGUGUCGCUGUUGUUAUUACAAACCAAGUAGUCGCACAAGUCGAUGGUUCUGCAAUCUUUGCUGGCCCUCAAAUCAAGCCUAUUGGUGGUAACAUUAUGGCUCAUGCUUCCACAACAAGGCUAGCUCUGCGUAAGGGAAGAGGAGAUGAGCGCAUCUGUAAAGUAAUAAGCUCUCCUUGUUUAGCUGAAGCUGAAGCACGGUUUCAAAUUGCUGUAGAAGGUGUAACUGAUGUCAAGGACUGAUCCAUUUCGGGCCAUCAUUUUCCAAGACUUUUGCAAAUUCUUGUUGAUCUUGUGUUGUUGUAUCUUCUAACGGAUCUGCAUGCCAGCAAAGUCUUUGUAAUUUUGUUUACAGUUAGGUGCUUCCAAAUUUUAUUAGAUGUUAUGAAGCUUUGCAGGUCUUUUUUCUUUAGGGGCUGCUCCUCUCUCUCUCUCUCUCUCUCUCUCUCUGUGCUUAAAUCUGUGUGAUAUCACUAAAAUAAAAGUAGAAGUAUUGCAUGGAUUUUAUAGUUUUUCCAACAUUUCAAGUGACUGUACUACUUUGAGAGACGUUUCUUUGUAAAGUAAAUUAUGAAGAUAUUUUGAGCAUAUGUUUAUGUA